AUGGGUUUCUGGUCAGAAAGGUACUGGUUACCGCGUGAAGUCACUUGGGACCAAGUGCCGUCUCAGUUUUCGGAUCUUGCGGUACCAAUCUUUCUUGCCUUUCCUAUGUUCAUUAUCAGGUUUGUUACUUUGGAUCAAACUGUUGCAGUUCAAUUUUUUCGAUUAGUUUUUUUUUGCGGAAAGAAAGCCUGCUUUUCUUGAAGCACCGAAAAAAAUUGUCAAAUUUCCUGCUUCAAUAUGGUCAAAAUUGCUUCAGUUUUCUGAAUCUUUCGUCACUUAUCGAUCAAUCGUCCUGUCCACCAGACAUGGUGCAAACUCUGACUCACUUGGACCGCAUAGUUGCAGUAAACCGCUUAAAAAGAAAGUGAACAUGUGAAUUUGAAUACACUGAGAAAAGAGAAUAUCCGUUUUUUUUUUCAAUCUAAUGGAAUUACUAACUUGUAAUCUUCUCAUUUUCAGAAUUCUUUGGGAAUCUUUUGUUGGCGUUACUAUUGGACAUUACCGCGGUUACUACCCAAAAGGAACCACCCUUAGUGGCAAUGUAAGUUCGAAAAAAAACUGAUGUGUUUAGUCAUGAAAAUCUAGAUUUGGAACCACUUGACCGGUGGUUUUGCUCAAAAUUCGCGACCCAAGCGAAUCCUUGAAUGUUUCUCGCGGUUUUGUUACUACACUGCGGCCUUCAUCUACGGUUUCCAUGUGCUGCGAGACCAGAUUUGGCUUUAUGACGUUAAACAAUGCUGGGUGAAUUAUCCAUAUCAUCCGAUUUCAGACUCUGUUUGGUUCGUAUUUCGUUGCAUUUUUUUAUUUCAAGCAAGAAGAUUCUGAAUUUUUUAUCGACUUUGUGUAUAUUUUAGAUAUUUAAGAAUAAAAUUAGUUGUAAAAAAUAGCAAUCACCAACGUUUUCGUCAUUCGCCACGUGUCGUCGAAUUUUCUUCGUUCUGAUAAGGAGUCUAGUGCGGUUUGAUAAGCAUGAAAGGAAAAAAGCAAAAAAAGAUAUGGAAAAAAAAAAUCAAGUUUUUAGAGGAAAAAGAAUUUUAAGCAAAUUUCAGGUGGUAUUAUAUGGUGGAGACGGGUUUCUACUACUCUCUUUUGUUGGCUACCUUCUUCGAUACCCGCAGAUCAGAUUUUUGGGAACUUAUCCUUCAUCAUAUCAUCACCGUAUUGCUUCUUUCUGCCAGUUGGGCGAUCAAUUUUGUCAGGUUCGUCGCCUGGUGAGGGAUCGAAAGCCUUUUAUAGUUGAGAGCAGAAUUGUUGACCCGCGAAGUGGUUACACUGUCAAAAAAAGCCGUUAUUCCUAAUUGUUUUAAUAGCUGGUUUUUUACUCAUUUUCAAAUUGGCGGGUCGGGUCUCUUCGGGGUGACUGCUUUAAAACUCGGGGCAUCCCGUCGGUAGCUCUGGUUGCGAGGGUCUUAGAAAAUAAUUGGAAAAUGGAGGCUAGGAAACUUUUUCUUGUAACAGUUACGUGAAUCUCACAAAUUUCUUAUGGUUUUUCAGUUUUAAGUUUACGAUCUUUCAUCAUCAUAGAUAGUUUUGAAAAAAAAAACUCUUCUCAAGAGCUACAUGAAAAGAAAACGUUUUUCUUGUGUUCUGCUCAGGUGUUUCAGAACGGAAAAGAGAGCAUUUGAAGUAAAUGUUUAAAGUAAAAUAAAAUGUUCCUCAUUAAAUCAGACUUACCUGCAUCUGUUCCUUCCCGCUGAAAAAUAUCUCUCACCGACUUUUCUACCAUGCAAAAGCUCUUUUUUUCCUUGAAAGUCCAUAUACCUCGAAAUGUUGCUCAGAAGAUAGACAGCAGGCUAGUCCGCAUACAUCAUUUUAGAGAGUACGGUAAACUUGGAGAGUCCAGAACUAUAUGCUCCCCGUUCUACACACUGUCUUAGGACUUGCGCGCUCGCAUGCCAGUCUUACGAAAACGGCAAGCCAACGUGCAGGCUUCAUUUUUUUUUUCUCGUAUAUUUUUUCGGAUACGCGUUGGUCUGCCGUCUUUCUUUCAAGUAUUUCAAAUCAGCGAUGAACGAGUUUGAAUAUUUUUUUCAGAGUGGGCACUUUAGUUCUGAUCUCGCACGAUGUGUCGGAUAUCCUGUUAGAAGGCGGGAAGCUGGUCCGAUACGACAAACACAACAAGACGCUGACGAACAUAAUGUUCGUUCUGUUCUUUGCCAGGUUUUCUUUCUGAUAUGAAUUGGAUGAGUGUCGAAUUUGAAGUUGGAUCCUAACCCGCCUCGUUUAUUACCCUCUUGUCGUCAUCCGUUCUGCCGUUUUCGAAGCGGCUGACCUCAUACAAGAUGACUAUGAUUUGACCGACUUCACUAUGGUUUGUUGAAUCUUUUUCUUUUUCAGUUUGGGAAAGGACGUCAAAGGCCGUGAAAAAGACCUCUAAGUACAGACAUUUUCUGAUGAUAUCAAUGGCAGCCAGAUCACUCUUUUGUGAAGGAGCGCUUCAAGAAAAGAUCGAUUCAUAGGAUAUAUAUUUCUCUCUUUUUUUCACAAACUCUCGAAUUCUUCAGUCUUGGCCAUUAGUUCUGUUCUACCAUAUUUUUGUAAUGUCUGUAUUAGGUCACUGGAGUAAAAAAACAAAAGUUAAGUGUUUUCAAGUCUUCUGGUUUUUUUCUUCGAGGGAGCAACAUGGAGAGCCUUUCAGCGACGUGAAAGCAUCUCAUUGGCUAUUUCUCUCGAAAAAAAUGUUUUCAGGUCCCUUACGCGCCUCGGUUGAUCGUGAUGAUGCUGGUGAUGCUUUUGUUCCUGCACGUCUUCUGGACUUUCAUCAUCAUGCGCAUCGUGAUCCGCACGGUGACGGGCCGCGAUGCGAAGGACGUCCGCUCGGACUCCGAUUCAGAUUACGACGAGGCUGAACAGGCCAGGAGAGCCAGUCGUCGCAAACUGCUUCGAAAAAAGAAGGCGAACGACGACGUCGACGAUUCUGAAGGCGAUAAUGACGACGUCGCCCUUUCCGAAAGUCGGCAGAAUGGUCAGGCUAGGAAACGCACUGUUCGCAGGGAAUGAGACGUCUUCUUUCUUCGAUUUUUUUGAAGUUGAUCUCUAUUCGAGUUUGCUGUUGUUGUUUUUUUUGUUUCUAUUAACUGGCUCAAUUUUGUUUUUCUUCUUUUCUCAAAAUAGUACAGCCAAAAAACGACAGCCAGAUUUCCUCAAAUUUCUUCUGUCUGAUAUUAUUUCAAGCUCCUUCUUUUUUUUUCUUUUUUUGAUUUUUUGACAACCGUAUUUCUUGUGCCUUUUUUAAACUUUCACUUUAUUCAUAUUGCUUCUCGAGUUUAUAUCCCUCUGUUCUUAUUUGGGUCAAUCUUACCUGUAUUUUGUUGAAAUGUUCGUAUUAAUUGACCAAUGUAAGAAAAAAAGCUUUUUGAAUGUUUAGCUAUAAAGCAUUUUAUGUUUUCUCUUGGGUUUUUUCAAUCAUACGUUUUUGUAAACUCGUCAAAAAAAGCAAUUAUCGUGAAAAAUUUUUGCUGGAAAAAAAUGCUAUAAAAAAAUACUGGGGUGAUUCUGGGUUUUUUUGUCCAUUUACCAACUUUCGAUAUAUAGUUGUCAAGUUGGUAAAUUUCUAUGAUCUUAUCCUAGAAAAAAAGAGAAGCCAGGAUAAAUAAGUAGUGAAUUCUUGUUUUAUUUUUUUGAAAUUAAUUACAAUUAAUUUUUCAAAAAAAUAAAUUAAAAUCCAUUAUUUUUUUAUUGGAAACGUAAGAAAUAGAAAAAGAAGGCAUAUAUAGCAUGCAAAACGAAGAGAAUUCGGAUGUGUAGAAUCCGUAAAACAAAAUAACAAUAAUAUUCCAUAUUUUUCACCUAACUUUAACAGUUUCAACUAUCUGAAUCACGAUAUUUGCAAGUAACGAAAAAAGUUCGAAAUUCGUACUGGGAAAAGUACAAACCACAAAAAAGAUUCGACCUCUACCCGCUCCGAUCAAAGUUCAGAUUCGACGGAACACAUUUAGAAAAAAGAGGAAGUAUGACAAUUGAAAGUUGGUCUUUAUCAGAGCGGCAGGCAUGGGAAUGGGCCGACAAGAAUGAUUUCGGAGGCGUUGCUAGGGAGCCCGGAGGCACACCGGCGGCAUGGCGGAAUGCGUGCGGGUGAUCACCAGAUGUCGUCCUUUCAACGACCGGGAAAAAGCGCUCAGCUCGAAGGUUGGUAAAUGAAUGUCCUCAUCAGUCUUGGGUCUUUUGAUGUGGAGGCGGAGAAGAUCCUUUCAGUAGACAAAACACGUCUUUGUAGUCGCAGACAUUCGUUCCGAGUACAAUUUUCCAGCUUUUUUCAAGUUUCCUUGCUCUCGAACAACGGAAAUUACGGUUUUGUGAACGCCGUACUGAUUUUCGCUUCGAAAAAAUGAUAAUAUGCUAAUAAAACUUGAUAUCGAUAGAAAGUAAAGUUUUGUUUUUUUGUUGCAAAACUUGUCCUCGAAUGUUAAAAAAAUCUUUCUUCAAUUUUUAAAAAUAAAAAGUCAGCGUUAAUAUUCCCACAAAAGGGGUAUUUAAGUAUAAAAAAACAAAAAAAUCGAAGAGAAUUAAAAAUUGAGAUUGAACUUUAGAGUGAAAACUUGUAUCAAAUAUCCUGCUUUCAAUUUGGAGAAAAAAACGAUGUCUCAAAGGUUAGGAAAUUUUCUUACGUAUACUUCUUCUAGGAAGUAUUUUUUUAAGCUCCUUUCAGAGGCUCCGAUUUUUUUAUCUUGAUAUUUUUUUGACUUGCUCUACUUUUUUUAGAUUUUUUUCUUCUCAGUUAUCCUUCUUCCCUAUUCAAAUUCAGAGUCUCAUAAAAGAAAAACACGAAUUCAAGGUACGAAAGCUCAACUUCUGCUGUUUGUAUGCGCAAUAAACCAAAUUUCUCGAAAAUCUCACCGAUGAAUACCUACAAAAUUGUUUUUCUCGUAGGGUUUUAUUUCUUGUUUUUGUGUUUUGUUUUCUGAAUUUUCUUAAGAAAAGAAUCGUCGCAAAUCAUGAGUCUCAAGUGAAGAAAACAGUUACUGAAUUCGAAAAAAAUGAGAUUUCACUGCGCGCGGAGUCAUUUCCAUGGUGACGUUGCUGCGAUUUUUGUUUCUCAUAUCUAAUUUCCUUUUGUCAUCCUCCAGACGCCGCGCUUUGGAGGAAAAAAGCAACAAAAAAAGCGAGGGUUUCAAUCGUCUCGACAUAGAUUCCAUAAAAAAAUGAUUGCUUUGUAAAAGAAAAAAGGAAAAGGUGAAUUUUUUUCUCGCGAGAAUGAAUUUCGAGAUAUGUUUAGAGAGGGGGAAAAAAUUUUUGAAUCACUAAAAAAAAUAUGAAACCUAUGUUUAGAGGUGUAUGAUAAAGAAUAAAUUAUAGGACGAACUGAAAAAAAUUUUUCAAUAGUAGUUAUCAUUUAAAAAAACAAAAAAAUAAAAACCGCUCUAUGAAUGAAAAAAAUUGUUUUGUCUCUUCUGCAAAAUACAGAGUCAAUAAUGAAUGUCGCCUAUAAUUAACAUAUUGUCCGAUCGAACGAGAGAUUUCGAAUGAGUUUUCAAAACGAGGAUCAAAAUCGUUGAAGAUUUGAAACUUUUAGGUGGAAGAGUUGAACAGAAUGAAUUUAGUAGUGAACUGUUACAGCUAUGCGUGGAAAUGACGCCGUCGUCGGGGCAGGUGAGCCUCCAAGGGCCCGACGGGAUCAACAAAGACUUCACCUUCGACGGCGCCUACUUCAUGGAUUCCACCGGCGAGCAGAUCUACAACGACAUCGUAUUUCCUCUCGUCGAGGUACUUGUUAAGGGGAAUCUCUUUUGGAGCUGAAAUGGGAGUGUUAAAGUUUGAAAAAAAAAAGAGAAGUUCCGGUGGUUUUAGGAGGGAAAGUAGAUGUCAAUGAAAGAGAACCAAAAGUGAAAAAAUAAAACCUUUGAAAUAAAUAAAGGUUUUUUUGAUCUUGUUUUUUUCUUGAUUAAAAAAACUCGAAUUUUAUCUCUUCAAGAGAAGAAAGUUAGGUGUAGAAAAAAAUUAUUUCUUCAAUUAGUAGCUUUGAAAUAUAUUAAGAAAAACUUGUUUGAAGCAGUCAAAUUUGUGAAAUACGUUUAUGUGAAUUUGUUGUGAAGAUGGUUAUCAAAGAAUUUACUUCUUUGAGGUCAUUUACUGGACUGAAUUUUGAAAUUCUUUCUAAAUAAGAAAUAGUUGAGCGAAAAAGAUGGAAAGAUAAGGUUUGAAAGAAAAAAAAAAAAAAUCGAAAAUUGACUUUUGAAUGAAAAAAAAAGAACUGCGGAAAAGUAGAACUGGAAUAGUUUUAGUAAAGAGCUAACAUUUUGUCAAUAGCUCCAAAAGCCAAAAAAAAUUGCGCCUCAGAACGUUAUCGAAGGCUACAACGGGACGGUGUUCGCGUACGGUCAGACGGGUGCCGGGAAGACUUUCUCGAUGCAAGGCGUCGCAGAUAUUGUCUCCCAGAGAGGCGUCAUUCCGCGGGCCUUCGACCACAUCUUCACCGCCACGGCCACCACCGAGAACGUCAAGUUCCUCGUCCACUGCAGCUAUUUGGAAGUUAGUGAAGGCGUCGGAAAUCGUGAGAGAGUCUUUCUUGAUUUUUCGGUAGGGGAAGGUGACUUGAGAUGAGCUAUGAGUGGAGAAUGUUGGCAUUUUUAAUUCAUCGUCACUUCAUUCAUAAAUUUAUAUUCAUUUUAUCUCUCUUCUCAGUUGAAGUUUUUCAUCGUAUUUGAAACUUUCACCUAAACGUUUGAAGGAAAUUUUUUUCCUCGGCCUUUUUUUGAAAAAUUUUAUCAAGUUCAAUCAUUUCUUUUUUUCCUUUUUUUAUUGAAGAACUAUUUUCAGAUUUACAAUGAAGAAGUACGGGAUCUGUUGGGAGCUGACAACAAACAGAAGCUCGAGAUCAAGGUAGCGAGGAGUUGAAUCGAAGAAAGAUUGGGACUCUCAGGAACACGCCGACCGGGGCGUCUACGUCGCCGGCCUUUCCAUGCACGUCUGCCACGAUGUGCAGGCUUGUAAAGAACUCAUGGACCGGGGAUUCAACAAUCGACACGUCGGAGCCACGCUCAUGAACAAGGUUCUUGAUCUCCUCAACGAUGGGCCUCGAAGUUUUUGCUUCCGUGGAGUCAACUGGAACCUUUUUCGGUCCUCUUAACCGAUCUAGAACUGCUUUAUACCAUAAAAUAUGGAGUAGUAAACGCUGCGAAUCUCCAUUAUCAGUAGAGAAAUAAGGAUGGGAUUGCUGCUGUUUUCUCAAAAUCUGGUUUUGACUUACGAAAAAAUAAGGGCAAAAAUGCGUUCUGAACCAGUGACAAAGAUUAUUUCUCAACUUUACUACUUUGAAGGAUUCCUCCCGUAGUCACUCGAUCUUCACAGUUUACGUGGAAGGCAUCACAGAAAGCGGCUCGAUUCGAAUGGGAAAACUGAACCUCGUCGACUUGGCGGGAAGCGAGCGACAGAGCAAAACUGGUCCUGUUCUUUAUUUUUGUGUGUUAGUAUACUUUUAAUCAUCAGUUGGAAUCAGAUCAGAUUGGAUUUUUAUAAAGACUCGGUUUUUUUAGUGAAAAAAAAUGUCAAAUGUUUUCAGCCUAAUACGUAAGUGAUUUUGAGGACAGAUAGUUUUAAGAAAAGGGAAUAACAAUUAAAAGAAGGGAUGAAGAUCAUUUUGCUUGGAAAACUCAUAUUUUUUCGAUCCGAAUCCAUCUAUUGGAUAGUUCUGACUAAGAUUUAGUUCCACGUUGACAUGUUAUGUGAAAACACCGAUAAGGUGUUGUUUUUUCUUGAAUACUCUAUUCUCGCUUAAUUUUUUGAGAGCGAAUUUUUUUUUAAAAUUGGAAUUCCUCAGUAUACUUUCGUCCUAUUUUCCAGGAGCUACGGGAGAUCGGUUCAAAGAAGCGACCAAGAUCAAUCUCUCAUUAUCAGCCCUGGGAAACGUUAUUUCGGCGCUGGUGGAUGGCAAGUCCAAACAUAUUCCUUACCGCGACUCCAAACUCACGAGACUGUUACAAGUUGGUUCAUUCUGUUCACUUCCAAAAUCUUUUUUUUUGUUUUUAGGACUCUUUGGGAGGCAAUACAAAGACUAUCAUGAUCGCCUGCAUCUCACCUUCUGACAACAAUUACGACGAGACUUUGUCAACUUUGAGGUAUUUCUUUUUGCGACCUGUUCGAGGAGAAACAUAGAAUGCGUACUUAUAAAUUUGAUUUUUCAAAUUACGUAAAGUUUGAAAAUUUUUAUAAUAGUGGAUACCACGAAGCUUUUUCUAUUUUCAGUAGAUUUUUCACAAUAAGAAAACUUUGGACGUGCUCGAAUUUCCAAAAGCUCAUUACACUAUGUCUGUACUGCAUGCCAGUGAUUGAUAUCUUUUUCCUAUACCUUCCACUUAGUUUUAUGUGAAAUUUUUUUCAGAUACUUGAAAAGUGUCCUGCUUCAAAAGUUCUGGGAAAGUCUAAAAGUUUAUUGAAAUUUUCUGUUCUCUGUUCUCAAUAUUCUCUAAUAUCAUAGUACCUACUGAAAUUUUGUUAGAAGUUAAUGUAUUCUCUUUUCUAGAUAUGCGAACCGAGCGAAGAACAUCCGAAACAAGCCAAAAAUCAACGAAGAUCCGAAAGACGCACUUCUACGAGAAUAUCAAGAAGAAAUCGAGCGACUCAAGGCGAUGGUCCAACCUCGCGCCGCAGGUUUCUUUUUGAAAUCACAUUUCCAGCCUGUUUUCGGUUUACAGUACAAACGAACGUGGAUUUGGAAGAAGAGCGGGCCAAACUGCGGGCUGAGUUCGAAGAAGCGAUGAACGAAUUGAGGUUUUUUAGAAUGAUUUCUGCUGAAAGCAAGUUGCAGAUGCGACUAUGAGAAGGAGCAAACGAGCAAAGCAGAACUCCAGAGAGAUCUCGUGGCCCUCAAGGCCGAGUAUGAGCGGGUCUGUUUUAACCCUUUGAACAAAGAAAAAGAAUGAGAAAGUUAUUUAUGCUAGUUUUCAUCCUUUACUUGUAAUACAGCACGUCAUAAGUAUAGGAUCUCGGAUGAACUCGAGUCUAUACGGGAAAGCGAGCGAAAUAUGUUUUUUCUAUUUUAAUAGAGGUAACCCAACCUUGAAGUUUAGAUUCUCAACGAACCUUCCUAGAACUCUAAUUAAUUAACUGCUACUUAUGAGAAACAUAGUUAGAUACAUUUUUACUUUUUAUUUAAGCCCUUGUUUUUCGAAAAAGUUGAAUUUUGACAGCCUUCGCAGAUUGUUGAGUGCACGAAAAGAAUUCACAAUACGACUUCAAACAUUUGAGGUAAUAUUUGGUUAUAUAUGAAAUUGUUCAGCCAAUGUUCAGAGUAUUUCCAAUCCUGAAGUGAAAUAAUCUCUUUUUAAUAAAAAAAAAACGAAUAAUAAGUUGUCUCCCCAUGUAAAAAUAUUUGAUGUCAGAAGCUUACAGGCCAGCGCAAAUCUGGAGAAUAUGGGUAACUUGGAUCCGGAAGAAGCUGCCAGAAAACUUCAGCAGCUUCAAGAACAGUUUAUUGGCGGAGAGCAGGUUCAUACUUAGACUUUAUUCUGUCUGUCCAUUUUUGAUGCAAACACUUUAGACUUUAUGAUUUGAUGAUAACUUUCCUUCACCGAUGGAUCUAUGUAUUAUUGAAUGAGAUCCUUUCCAAAAUCAGCAAAAAGUUUGGAUAAAUAAGAGUUUUAGAUUAUCCUUAGUAAACUAAGGAUGGAGUAUGGAAAAUGAAUGAUUCAGGCGAAUAAUGUCCAGCUGAAACAAAAACGAAUGAAGCAGUUGCACGAAGCCGAGACGAAAACACAGAAACUGGCAGGUUUAGAGAUAAAAUUGAGUCGGAAAAUCACUUCGUCGAUUUUCAGCCGCUUUAAAUGUUCACAAAGAUGACCCGCUCCUCCAAGUGUACAGUUCAACGCAAGAAAAAUUGGACGCCGUUUCGGCGCAACUGGAAAAAGAACAAAGACGGGUACUCUUUGGAAUGAAACUCUCAAAAAACCUGCACAUAUAACUUUAUUCUUUAUACUGAAGCAGUUCUCAGAGCGGUCAUCUCAAAACGGCAGGAAAUCAACCAUUUGAGGAAAAAAAAUUAACAGUAGAAUAUUCUAGUGAUCGGUUUGUGAAAAAAAACGCCGGCUAAAACGGAAAACUGUGCUUUGUAUAUGAAACCAUGCGGUUUCAAUGAAAAAAAAUUCGCCUCUUUUUUUCAUUUUAAUGUUGACAAAGAUAAUGAGUGUAAGGUAAAAUUAACGAGUUGAGCAAAACAUAUCAUUUUCCUUUAUAAUCUUCCGCUCUUUUUUGUGGGGAAUUCUUGAUUCGUUUAAUCAAUUUUUUUUUUGAGGCAUUCUAUUUCCGCUGUUUGAGGUAAAAGCAAUGGAGCGAGAAAUCGAGGAUCUACAGAGCGAAUUCGAACUCGACCGCCUAGACUAUCUCGACACGAUACGGUACAUUUUUUAGUUUGAAAAUUUUUUUAAGCUCAUAGUUUUUGCAGAAAACAAGAUCAACAGCUGAAACUGUACAUGCAGAUAAUGGCCAAAGUUCAACCGAUUCUGAAAAAGGCAAAAUUUUCUUUUGUCAUUUGAUUUAUUUGCUUUUCCCAAAAAGUUAUAUCAAUAUUUAUUAUACGAUGAUAGGAGCAUUUUGUAGGAUACAAACUACAGUAACCUUGAGCGAAUAAAGAAAGACGCGGUUUGGAAUGAAGACGAAUCUCGUUGGAUUCUGCCCGAAAUGAGUGUCAGCAGGACGGUUCUUCCUUCGGCAACCAAUGGCAAGUUCCAAUUGAACAAUAACUUAAUUUUUAAAAAUAAAGGUAUAUUUUGAGUUCAUAACGUAGAAGAUGUUCCCCUACAUCUUCUUGUCAAUGUGUGUAGCGGUAGAAGGCGAAUCGGCUUAAAAUCUUCAUUUGUUAGAAUAGCCAGAUGGAAAUACGGCGUUACAAGAUCUGUGAAAAAUUAAAGAGUUCGGAAAAAAAAAACCAAGACGACAAUACCCAAUUUUUCGGAUAAUUUUUACGGAAAUAGUUCAAUAAUUCUCUUCCUCUCCAAAUAUUUCAGUUAAAAAAGUCCUUUCGAACAGCAUUUCUCAGGAAAAGUUCGAAAAUAACUAUUAUUUGAGCUUUUCCGAUCUUGUUUUCUAUUAUAAUUAAAAGGCUUGAGUAUUUGAAAAGGAACGUGUUUUCAUUUAGGAUUCAUUUCUUCUUUUUCUAAUUUAAACUCGUUCAGGAGCGAUGUCAAGCCCCAACAAGACGGAAUCGACGCUUCUGCGGACGGCGUACGACGACGAAGGCUCCAAGUUGCGCCGUCGUCUGGCGCGCAGCGAAGAGGAGAACCUCGCCAACAACUACUUCAAGCCGGUCAAGCAGUUCAACGUCCUCAGCAAGUACCAAGGCGACCAGCAACGCAACCUCGGUUUUCCGUCCACCGAAAACUGGCUGUAGCUGUCAUUGUUCAGACGUGAAGUCGUACUUCCCGAUGAAGUCGUCAACCUUCGACGGACUCAUCAACGGCGUCGUCUACACGGACGACGUCUUUGGACGGACGCAAAGCGCCAAGCGACCCGCUCGUCUCGAGUCUCUCCACAAAUGA
This is a messenger RNA of Caenorhabditis auriculariae, 11468 nucleotides long. Lineage: Eukaryota; Metazoa; Nematoda; Chromadorea; Rhabditida; Rhabditidae. The record is from the annotation of a GenBank genome assembly.